UCGUCCACUUGAAGGGGCGUUGGGUUUCCUUAAGGGUCCGUUAGCGGAGGCAUAUUCUUAUCUUGACCUUAAGGUGAGGAGCAUCCAGCAGUCAUGUCGGACGCUGUGGUUAGUUUCAUGAAGGAUUUCUUGGCGGGUGGUGUCGCCGCUGCCAUCUCCAAGACCGCCGUUGCCCCUAUCGAGAGAGUAAAACUUCUGCUGCAGGUACAACAUGCCAGCAAACAAAUCACAGCAGAUAUGCAAUAUAAAGGUAUUGUGGACUGUGUGGUCAGAAUCCCCAAAGAGCAGGGUUUCUUGUCCUUCUGGAGAGGCAACCUGGCCAACGUCAUCAGGUACUUCCCUACCCAGGCCCUCAACUUUGCCUUCAAGGACAAAUACAAGAAGAUUUUCCUGGGUGGCAUUGAUCAGAAGACACAGUUCUGGCGCUGGUUCGCUGGUAACCUCGCAUCUGGAGGAGCAGCCGGUGCCACUUCCCUUUGCUUCGUCUACCCCCUUGACUUCGCCAGAACCAGGCUCGCCGCUGACAUCGGUAAAAGCGGAGCAGAGAGAGAGUUUACCGGUCUGGGCAACUGCAUUGCCAAGAUUUUCAAGUCCGAUGGUCUCAGAGGCCUCUACCAAGGGUUCAAUGUGUCCGUGCAGGGCAUCAUCAUCUACAGAGCAGCCUACUUCGGUUGCUUCGACACAGCUAAGGGUAUGCUGCCAGACCCUAAGAACACACACAUCGUCAUCACCUGGAUGAUUGCUCAGACUGUCACCGCGGCCGCUGGUAUCAUUUCAUAUCCCUUCGACACAGUCAGACGUCGUAUGAUGAUGCAGUCUGGACGUAAAGGAGCUGAUAUCAUGUACUCGGGCACAAUCGACUGCUGGAAGAAGAUCACCAAGGAUGAGGGUGCCAAAGCCUUCUUCAAGGGCGCGUGGUCCAACGUGAUCAGAGGCGCGGGUGGCGCAUUCGUGUUGGUCCUGUACGACGAGAUCAAGAAAGUCGUAUAAACAUUCUAAGCACCCUUCUGUUAAAGGAAACCUUUUUAACGCCAUCUAUGUCUUAAGUGUAUGAUUGACUCCAACUGGGUAUGAUUCUGGGGUAGAUGUGUAUUUUGUUGAGCCUUUGGGUCACUGGCUAUGAGUGGGGCGUGUCUCCCCUGAAACCUCUAUGUGUGUAUAUAUAUAUAUAUAUCCUACCUGCCAGCCAACUGUAAGGAGCUCAGUCAAUCUUUCAGUCUAGGGCACCACAAGUCCUGAUUGGAAGCUAAAUUUAUUUAUUCCCACAAUUAACUGCAAAUUUAUGCUCCAGUGAAACAUUGCCUGAAAUGUUUUUGGUUGCUCUUUUGUCCCAUAAACAGAAUUUCCUUCAAGCGAUGAGACCCUGUAUUGAAGGCCUAGUAUUUAUUGUGGUGUAUUACACCUGAAUGUUCUUUUAAUAAGAAUAAACCUAAACAAUACAUCUUA
Molecule: messenger RNA, 1446 nt
Organism: Alosa sapidissima (American shad)
Lineage: Eukaryota; Metazoa; Chordata; Actinopteri; Clupeiformes; Clupeidae
Gene: slc25a4
Product: solute carrier family 25 member 4
Exons: 4
Coding region: 94-990 (298 amino acids)
Biological process (GO): mitochondrial ATP transmembrane transport; mitochondrial ADP transmembrane transport
Cellular component (GO): mitochondrial inner membrane
Molecular function (GO): ATP:ADP antiporter activity
Source: RefSeq, a predicted model, not a curated record